This is a messenger RNA of Chinchilla lanigera (long-tailed chinchilla), 1172 nucleotides long. It is a transcript of the gene Ostf1, whose product is annotated as osteoclast stimulating factor 1. Gene Ontology annotation, molecular function: protein binding. The coding region runs from base 73 to 729 and encodes 218 amino acids. The transcript has 10 exons. Gene Ontology annotation, biological process: signal transduction. The record is from RefSeq and is a predicted model, not a curated record. Lineage: Eukaryota; Metazoa; Chordata; Mammalia; Rodentia; Chinchillidae.
GCGGUCGGGCCGGUAGUCCUUGGAGUAUUUUCCGUGCUGUGGCGGGCGGAGCGAAUCGAAAGGAACGGACAUAUGUCAAUUCAUCGCCGCGGUAGACUCCUCAGUGCAUUGUUUUGGGGGCAAGUUAAAGUCUUCAGAGCUCUAUAUACCUUUGAACCCAGAACUCCAGAUGAAUUGUACUUCGAGGAAGGUGAUAUUAUCUACAUUACUGACAUGAGUGAUAGCAAUUGGUGGAAAGGAACCUCCAAAGGCAGGACGGGACUAAUUCCAAGUAACUAUGUGGCUGAGCAGGCAGAAUCUAUUGACAAUCCACUGCAUGAAGCUGCCAAAAGAGGCAACUUGAGCUGGCUGAGGGAGUGUCUGGACAACCGAGUGGGUGUUAAUGGCCUGGACAAAGCUGGAAGCACUGCCUUGUACUGGGCUUGUCACGGGGGUCACAAAGAUAUAGUGGAAGUGCUAUUUACUCAGCCAAAUAUUGAACUGAACCAACAGAACAAGUUGGGGGACACAGCUUUGCAUGCUGCUGCCUGGAAGGGUUAUGCAGAUAUUGUCCAGUUGCUUCUGGCAAAAGGUGCUAGAACAGACCUACGGAACAACGAGAAGAAACUGGCCUUCGACAUGGCCACCAACGCUGCCUGUGCAUCGCUCCUGAAAAAGAAGCAGGGAACAGAUGCGGUUCGAUCAUUAAGCAAUGCUGAGGACUAUCUUGAUGAUGAAGACUCAGAUUAAUUUCCUUCUGGAGCUUUGAAACCCAAAACUUCUUUUGCUUUUGCCAUUCCAAAAUCUUGUUUUUUGCCAGAAAGUAUUGGUAACUUAGAAAAGAAGUCUGUGUGAAUGUGGCCGUGCUGCACUGUGUUCGAGGAGAACGUGUAAAUGACUAGUUUCCGCCUUUGGUUUGCCAAUAAGUGACUGAUACUUGCUGUAUAAAAUGCACUUACGUUCACCAGAGUAGAACAAGAAGAGAUUAUUUCUAUUUAUCAAGUUAAAGGAAUUUUUAAGAUUUUUUUCUUUAAAAAAAUCAGGAUGGUUUUUUUCAUUAAAGUUCUUUACCUCAAGGAUUGGGAUAUUUUGAAUUGAUUUUUCAAAGGGGAAAAUGCUUAUUACAAUAGUAGAGCAAAAGACUUAAAAAACUGUCAGCUAUUCUGACAAAAAUAAACAUUUAAGAGACUUCA